This is a messenger RNA of Pseudomassariella vexata, 1301 nucleotides long. RefSeq names its product superoxide dismutase 1 copper chaperone. Lineage: Eukaryota; Fungi; Ascomycota; Sordariomycetes; Amphisphaeriales; Pseudomassariaceae. The record is from RefSeq and is a predicted model, not a curated record. Gene Ontology annotation, molecular function: superoxide dismutase copper chaperone activity; copper ion binding. Gene Ontology annotation, cellular component: cytoplasm. The coding region runs from base 435 to 1166 and encodes 243 amino acids. Gene Ontology annotation, biological process: removal of superoxide radicals. The transcript is spliced from 3 exons.
CGACGCAGCAGCUUAUUGACGAUUUCAAAGCAACCAAAUCAUUCCAUGGAAAUACGAAAAGGCCAUCGCCGUGUGUAGGUAAUAGCUUCUUUCAUUCUUGUUUUAAUUUUCAUACUGGCAAGUUCUGCGAUGCUGGGAUCUUUCUAAAAUAUCUCUUUUCGCUCCGUCGCUAUCACAACCGAAUCUGUAUCUAUUGCACUUGUCACGGCUUCAUAUUUUCACUACCUGUACAGUGAACGGUAGAACCCUUUGAAAACCAAAAAUGAUGGUUGACAACAAUGUCAAAACUCCUUUCCAGGUUUGUUCGCCUGUCCAUCUCGGACUCCAUCGUUUCUCUUCCUCUUGCAACCACAGGGGAGCAUAUCGCGGCCAAGUAAGCCAAGUCAGCAGAAGCUGAUGAAACACAAACCCAUCAGACGCUGUUCGCCGUGCACAUGACAUGUGACCAUUGCGUCAAGGCCGUUUCAGACUCGGUCUACGGGCUCAAGGGCAUCACCAAAGUCGACGCCAAUCUCAAAGAACAGCUGGUCACCGUCGAGGGCACGGCGGCACCAUCAGCGAUUGUCAGUGCUAUCGAAGCAACCGGCCGGGAUGCCAUAUUGCGAGGAUCGGGAGCCUCAAACAGUGCAGCAGUCUGCAUCCUUGAGACAUUCCACCAGGACAGCCAAAACGGCGAUGUGGUAGCGCCCGACGGGCCUGAAGGCAAGACAAGGGAAGUCAGGGGCCUGGUACGCAUGGUCCAGGUCUCUCCAGACACUACGCUAGUCGACCUCACUCUCCGUGGGGUUGAACCGGGCAAGUAUCACGCGAGCAUCCGUGAGUAUGGCGACCUGAAGAAGGGCGCAACCUCUACUGGCCCCGUGUGGGCUGGCGGCAGCGGGACGACGCAGCCGCGAGGCAUUCUGGCAUCCCUUGAAAUUGGUAAGGACGGCAGAGGCGCCGUAUUUUUGGACCAUUCCUUCCAGGUGUGGGAGUUAAUCGGCCAUGCCAUCGUCGUGACCCGGCAGAAUGAGAACGAGGGCCCACUGAAGAAUGACGAGAACACGGUAGUGGGCGUUGUUGCCAGGAGUGCGGGCAUGUGGGACAACGAUAAGACGGUAUGCUCAUGCACCGGAAAAACUCUAUGGGAAGAAAGAAAGGAUGAAGUUAAGAAAGGUAUGAUCUAAUCAGACUACUUCAUCAAGAUCAGCGAACUGUUGAAACCUUCCCGGCCCUUUGAGCCAGUUUCUUCUACAGCUAUCAGGUGUCGGGAUCAAGCUCGCCUUCAGCCUUCCUAGGCGUGUCACAAAUCCAACACUGAA